CAUUUAUGCACUAUUUCCUGGGGGUUUACAGUUUACUAGUCAAAAUUUUUUAUGUUUUCUCUAUAACUCUUCUACUAUAUAAACACUUACAAAGUGGCUUAAAGCAUUCACAUUAUAAUUAUCCAAUACUUUUAUAAUAACUCAACAUUAUUAUAUAUUUUAAUUUAACCACCUCUUUCAAAAAUCCUUUAAGCUGGAUUACUUCACCUGUAUGGAGUCAUCAUCUAAUUGGGUUCUUGACACUUCCUUUGGUUUUAAUCUUAACCUUAAUCUUUGUAACACCUCGGAAAUCGAUGACAAGAUACACAAGGAUGAGAGGAAAAGUGGGAAUUUAGAAGAGGAGCUGAACAGGAUGAACAAUGAGAACAAAAAGCUCACAAAACUGUUGGCAUCCAUGUGUAAGAAUUACAGUGUGUUGCAAAACCAGCUGAUAGGCUUGAUUAGUCCGAGUUCGAAAGGCGAAAAUGAGCAAGAUCAGAAUCCAAAGAAGAGGAAGUUCUUUGAAACAAUGGAUUGUGGAAUACAGGGGAACACUGAGCAAAGUUGUAUUAGCUAUGAUGAUUCAUUAAAAAGAGUAAGGCUUCUUAGCAGCAAGCCUAAGAUCACUAAUAAAAUGUUGAUUCGGACCGAUAUAUCGGAUACAAGCUUGAUAGUGAAGGAUGGAUAUCAAUGGAGGAAAUACGGGCAGAAAGUAACAAGAGAUAAUCCGUCUCCUCGAGCUUACUAUAAAUGUGCUAAUGCUCCUGAAUGUCCAGUAAAAAAGAAGGUGCAAAGAAGUGCAGAUGAUCCAACUAUCUUAGUAGCAACAUAUGAAGGUGAACACAAUCAUCCUCAACCAAAUUCAAGGGAUCAGUUAGAUCAACAUGUUUUGUUAAGCUCAAGUCAAUCUGUAAAUGAUAACGCCGUAAUACGAUCUCCUAGUAACAUCCCUACUCUAAACCUUGAUUUGAUCAACCAUAAUUAUUCCAACAACACGGAGAAAACGAACGCCAUCGAAUCAAAAGUCGACACGAAGGCGUUGCAGAGAUUACUGGUAGAGCAAAUGGCAUCUUCAUUGACUAAAGAUCCUUCCUUUACUUCAGCAUUAGCAGCUGCCAUUUCUGGAAAAGUAUCAGAAAAUAACUAUUGUGAACGAUGGCUAUAAAUUAUAAGCUACGUACGUAGUAUAUUACUAUAAUUAGAAUAAUAGAACUUUUGUGUAUAAAUUUUAGACGGUAUGUGUAGUACUGUAUACGGUAUCUCAUUAUUACUUUAUUGCAUUUCAAGAUUGUUUCUUUUAAAACGGUGUCGGUAUGUGAUUCCAUAAGCAGGUUAAUAAAAUGAGAAGGAUAAAAAGAAAAA
This is a messenger RNA of Chenopodium quinoa (quinoa), 1341 nucleotides long. Its product is annotated as probable WRKY transcription factor 40. The record is from RefSeq and is a predicted model, not a curated record. Gene Ontology annotation, molecular function: sequence-specific DNA binding; DNA-binding transcription factor activity. Gene Ontology annotation, biological process: regulation of DNA-templated transcription. NCBI's taxonomy places the organism in Eukaryota, Viridiplantae, Streptophyta, Magnoliopsida, Caryophyllales, Amaranthaceae. The transcript has 4 exons. Bases 212 to 1144 code for a protein of 310 amino acids.